Messenger RNA from Hydractinia symbiolongicarpus, 3568 nucleotides. RefSeq lists its product as uncharacterized. The transcript is spliced from 3 exons. Bases 3233 to 3568 code for a protein of 111 amino acids. NCBI's taxonomy places the organism in Eukaryota, Metazoa, Cnidaria, Hydrozoa, Anthoathecata, Hydractiniidae. The record is from RefSeq and is a predicted model, not a curated record.
AACUCAAUCGAUUGUGAUUAAUAACUUAGAAAUUUUCCUCUAAUUCGGAUUUUCAGUGAUGGUUGCAAGUAACUUAGAAAAAAGAAUGACCCGUGAUGAACUCUGAUUUUCGGCACUAUCGAUCCUUUUUCAUUUAGUUUCUUUUCUUUGGUUUUGAGCAUGUUAUUAACGUGGAUUUUUAUUAGCUGUGAUAUUUUUUUUAACUUUCAAGAGAGGAGAUUAGUUGCGAUAUUUAAUACACCUUUUUUCCUACCGAUAGUCAAAGAGAGAAGUUUUACCGCUUGAAGUACCAAUGGCUGCUAAAGAGUUGUUUGACAUCGAUAUGUGAAAAUAUGCAUUCACAAUUUUGCCCAACAAUACGUUGGCUAUACUUGUAUAGUUUUAUUCAAUAGAUGGAAUGAAAAAACUUCUCACAGGUAAUUUUUUUUUGCAUAAGUGGACGUAUUUUUUCUAUUGUCAUGAUAUUCAUGUGUAAUUUGGGAAUUAACUUUAAUGUUACCGAUGAUACUUUUGAAAUAGCAGGAACUAAUAGUGUGCUUGAUGACAGUAUAUAUAGUAAUAUGACUUUCGGAUUCAUUGAAAGUUGAGGACCUGUUUUGUGUUAGCAACGAUAAUAAACACGUGCUGAACAUUCAUUUUUUCGCUCGGAUAAGUUUGUGUUAGCUUUCUCAACGCUUCGUUUGUUUUUAUGUUGUACGAUGCAACAAAUUUUCCCACAUCUUCCACACUAACUAGUCGACAAUAAAUAUAAGCCUUUAACUUACUCACAACGCCCUCUAUUCAUUUAACUUUGUAUUCUUUCUUCAAGGCAUGCAAAAAGUUCUUCAGUAUUUUUACCACCUCUGAACUGAUUUUUAAUCGCAUUUAAACAAAACAACGCAUCUUCGUGAUCAGCCACGUUCUUUUGUAAUGAUAUGUUACUUCUAACCAUAAGGAUUCAUCCGAAAUAAUAUCGGAAUAUCAGAUUGACUUCCAAGUUACUUCUUAUAAUCGAUUGAGUUACUUCCAACCAUCACUGGUUACUUCCAACCAGCAAAGUCACUUCCAACCAUUUAAGGAAAAAAAUCGCUGAAGCGUGACUUAAUGUUUUGAUUUUGCAUCGAGAAUAAUGGAUAUGCACGCGCAUGUUUGCAGGCAUAAUAUAUAAACAACAUAUCAGGGCGAUCGAUAAUAUCAAGGAAAAAGAAAACACUGACACUAAGAUUGGUAAUGCCUGCUCUUAUGCAAAUUUCAAUACAUUGUUAAUCUUAUGUCCCUACAAAUAUACAAAUUAGCCUAAAAAAAUUAUAUUUUAUUUUUCACAAUUCUCCAUUUUUUAGCUGCAAAAAAAUAACAUCGUUUUGAACACUGACACUGAAGUUGGGAAUGUCUGCUUAUAAAACAGAGAAGAUAAUAGUUAAGAAAAACCAAUUCCUAUGUAUUUUUAUUUUUAUAUUCCUAUAAACAUAUAAAUUAGCGUAAAUAGCCAAUUUGGCCUAUGUGGUGCUUCUUUUCUUGCCUGUCAGAAUGCGCGCGCAUAUCCGAAACUUUGUAAACAUUCGCAAUUCGUCAAUUUUCUGACAAGAUGAUACACUAACAUUUAUAUUGAACAUAAAAAACCAUUGACAACCAUAGAGUCAUAUGAUUCCCAAAUCAAUGAAAAUUAAUACUUAAUAAACUUUAAUGAUAUAAACUCUAGACGGCGUAAAAAAAUAAAAAUAUAACAGUCAAAAUGUUGGCAAGGUAAGUAAGUAACUGUGAGGCUAGUCGUGUUAAAACCAAACGUUAAUUCGUUGAAAUGUUAAAAGGAUUUAUCUUUCAGAAGAUUUUAUAUUUUAUUUUUCACCAUUCUCUAUUUUUUAGCUGCAAAACACAUAAAACAUACUUUUAAAAUAAAUACCAUUAUUUUCUUUCCACCUUCGAAGUUAAAGUUAACAAAAAAACAAUAAAGCAGGUUGCAUGUAAAUUAAAACACGUUUUAGCGACUUAAUACAGAACAAAUUUAACUGUUAAAACUCCUGUAUAAACCCUUUAAGCCCUUAAUAUUCAUUUGUCGUGCAUGUAAACCCAGCUUUAUAAACCCUUUAAGUGCUUAAUACAUUUUUGUCGUGCAUGUAAACCCAGCUUUAUAAACUAUUUAAGACAUUUUAAUUGAGACUAAGAAUUGCAAACGUAUUAUUCAUACGAUGUUAAUAUAAAUUUUAUGUAUAUUCAAAAAAACAUUGCAUGUUACCUUUAAUCUGCUUUUGAAAAAAACUUUCAAUUCACAUUAGUUAGAAAUAAUUAUUAUAUACAGGCAGACUUCCACUUUCAAGUUUCUUGGCAGGAACGGAAACGGGGGAAAAAACACGUGAUUUUUUCUCUUUUCCGAAAAAGUUCAAUCAAAUUUGAGUUUUUCCCGAGAGCUUCCAGGAUGGGAAAUAGAUUUCCAAUCAGGUCCUGUCAAUUUUGCUAACUCAGCAAAACAAUAAAUUCAAGAUGGCGUCGCAGUACGAGUACGAAGCCGAUAACUUCACAGAUAAUUAGAUCUCAACCGAAGAUACCUUCGUUCAAGAAAACGAACAAUAUUUACGUGGUAUUUCUAACGGUGAUUUAAUACUCAGUCCAAUCUGGGAUGCAACUGUUGUAAAUGUAUUAAAAGAAAUCGAAAGUAAAGAUGAACGAAAAAAUUGGGAAGUUGAACUGAUCGAGGAAGUAAGAAACUAUACCUGUUUGUAGAAUUUGACGAGACAAAAAGUGCCAUAACUGUAAUAAAUACAAAGUUCAUUGGCUCAACUUUUGAAAAAAAGCCGCCAUAUUUGUUUACAUUUUUUCCCCGCCAUUUUUUUUCAAUGGAUUUAAUUAAAUUUUCCCGUUCCCGUCUGUCCUUAUCCAGUUCCUGUUCCUGUCAAAAAACUUGGAAGUGGAAGUCCGCCUUAAGUUUCAACUGACAAGGUAUGUCCGUAAGAUUAUUUCAAUAAAGUUCCUAUUGUUAAAUUUAAAUCCUUAAUUUGGCAAUGUUAUUCGCACUUUUAGAGCUACAUUUUCGAUUUUGUUUUUUUUAACUUGGUGUUAAUUCUCACUUGGAUACAUAACACGUUUGCAUUGUCGACACCAUCGAAAUUUCUCCAUCAUUAAGUCAGAUACAAGAUUCAAUGGCACUGUGGAAAAAUCUCUAGAUGGUGUGACAAAAUCUGAAUGUGUUUUAUCGUGUCUAACAUGUGAAAGUUGCUCGUUUGUGAAUUAUCAUCCAACGAAUCUUGCGUGCGAGUUAAUGAAAGCUGAAGGAAAUGAAGCAUUAGAAGUUGGAUGGCAAUUUUUGUCAACAAAUUAUGGAACGAGAAAUAGGGGACCUGUUUGUCGACCAUUCAGUCCAUGCGAACUUACAGAAGCAUGUGUUGAUACCUGCCUUGAAGACGAUCAAGUAGGAUACCAGUGCAUACCCAAUCAGUUUCAAAAAAUACCUACUUUGUCUAUGGCAGCAUUUCCGAUUCAUUCUUCAUACCCAUUAAAGAACCUGCAAGAUGGGCAUGAUAGUACGUACGCUGGAACUUUCCAUGACAGCACAAGUCACUUUAGACUUGACUUCGGUAUGGUAAAAUUCAUUUGA